Molecule: messenger RNA, 1038 nt
Organism: Xylona heveae TC161
Lineage: Eukaryota; Fungi; Ascomycota; Xylonomycetes; Xylonales; Xylonaceae
Exons: 4
Coding region: 222-998 (258 amino acids)
Molecular function (GO): RNA binding
Source: RefSeq, a predicted model, not a curated record
GGCAAACACCACAUACCUGGUGCUUCUAACCAGUUCCCCAAUUCACUUCUCCUUACCUCCCAGGAUAGUUCAACGGGGAAUUUGUUGGAUUCACCUUCAGAGUAUUUAUUAAACUCCUUUCCCAGCGAACCUCGACUUUUGCAAACUUGAAACAACUCCUCAAGCGUUGAACGUAUCACCUCUAGUACUUUUACUGCGUCAAACAAAUCACAACAGCAAACAUGGCCAACACCGUUCAUGUGAACAACAUUGCUGCGCAGACUACCGAAAAGGAAGUCAGGGAUUUCUUUAGCUUUUGCGGAAAGAUCAGCUCUCUCUCCGUGACGCCCACCUCUGAUGGUCAUGGAAGCCCUCAGUCCGCCACUGUAACCUUUGAAAAGGAAACUGCUGCCAAGACCGCUCUUCUACUUGACAACACUCAGCUUGGCCCAUCUGCCGUAUCAGUCUCCAGUGCCGCUAGUCUUGAAGAGCUCGCCGGAGAGAAAGACGAGGGUGGCUUGGGCGGCGACGACAAUGAUAUCCCACAAGAAGACAAGCCCCGCUCUCGCAUCGUAGCCGAGUACCUUGCGCAUGGAUACGCACUGAGCGACGCUGCGAUUGAGCGCGCCAUUGCUCUGGACCAGAAGCACGGCAUCUCGAGCCGCUUCACUCAAGCCCUCACCAACUUUGACAGCAAGUACCACGCCACCGACAAGGCCAAGGGGCUGGACACCAGCUACGGCAUCUCCGAAAAGGCCAACGCCGGCUGGAAGAGCCUGGGCCAGUACUUUGAGAAGGCGCUUGGCACCCCCACCGGCCAGCGUGUCCGUGCAUUCUAUACCCAGGGUGACAAGCAAGUGCGCGACAUCCAUGCCGAAGCUCGCCGUCUCGCCGAUCUCAAGAGUGGCAAGUCCACGACGUCUGAGCAACAGACUGCCACUGGACCGAGUGCGGACGUUGCUGCUCAAUCGAACGUGGCGCCUCUCGGAGAAAACGUUGCUAGCGAGAAGUCUUCUUAAAGGAGCGUGCCGAGUGUUGGUCAUUUUAUGCUUAUCGUUA